AUGUCGUCCAGCAGCCAAGUUGCCGAGUCGUGGAUCACUGCCUUCUGCAGUCUCGUCGGCCACGAGUACUUUGCUGAGGUCUCGGAGGACUUUGUCGAGGAUGACUUCAACCUGACCGGUCUGCAGAGCCAGGUGCCCAUGUACAAGGAAGCUCUGGAGAUGAUUCUGGACGUCGAGCCCGAGGACGACUACAGCGACGAAGAUGAAGACGACGAAGACGAAGAUCUGCACGACGACGACGAGGACAUGAGGGACGCGGCCGCCUACAGACGCCAGGAGCAACGACACAUGCGCAUGGCUUCGGAUCUGUCCGUCAUGGAGAGCAGCGCCGAGAUGCUGUACGGCCUGAUCCACCAACGCUACAUCACCUCGCGCCAGGGCAUCCAGCAGAUGGCCGAGAAAUACGAAGCCGGCCACUUUGGUGCCUGCCCACGCGUCUACUGCGGUCAAGCAAAAGUCCUGCCCGUCGGCUGCAGCGACAUUCCCGGCCACGAAACCGUCAAGCUCUUCUGCCCCAGCUGUCUUGAUGUCUACACACCGCCCAACAGUCGCUUCCAAUCCGUCGACGGCGCCUUCUUCGGCACAACCUUUGGCUGCCUCUUCUUCAUGACUUUCCCCGAAUUGCGCGUCGGCGGCACCAACAUUGCCUUUGGACCCACCCCCGAACAGCUCGCCGACUUCCCCUCGACAACCACCACCACCCACCGCAAACGCCGCAGCAGCCUCACAAACGUCUCGGACACCUUCGCCUCUGCCCCGCCAGUCGCCGCACAACCCUCGCCUCUGCCCACGCAACCCACCACCAUCAACGGCUUCGCAGCAGAAAACAUGGCCCCCGGUCUGGGCAAGUCCAACAUCUACGAACCCCGCAUCUACGGCUUCCGCGUCAGCGAGUUUGCAAAGAGCGGUCCCAGGAUGAAGUGGCUGCGCGAAAAGCCCGUUGACUUGAACGAGCUGGACGAGGUCGCCAUCUGG
This is a messenger RNA of Aureobasidium namibiae CBS 147.97, 975 nucleotides long. RefSeq lists its product as uncharacterized. The record is from RefSeq and is a predicted model, not a curated record. The transcript has a single exon. Gene Ontology annotation, molecular function: protein kinase regulator activity. Gene Ontology annotation, cellular component: protein kinase CK2 complex; cytoplasm. Lineage: Eukaryota; Fungi; Ascomycota; Dothideomycetes; Dothideales; Saccotheciaceae. The annotation marks the transcript as partial.